AUGGGGGAGGGCCCUUCCCCCGAUCCCGUUCGUCUGACCAUGGAAAUCGCCAUGACGGAUACCGACCACACCCCGAAGUUCGUGCCUGGGACUCGCCUUUCCGGCAUCAUCAGGCUCUUGGUCAGAUGGAAGGGGAGCAUCUUCAAGCUGAUCGGGUUGGAUGUCGUCAUCUGGCUCCUUUUCUUUUACACCUUCAGUUGCAUUUACCGAUUUCUUCUGGAUGACGACCAGAGAACCCUGUUCGAGAAGGCGGUGCUUUAUUGCCGCGAUUUCAACAGCAACAUCCCGCUGACGUUUGUUCUCGGUUUCUACGUUACCACGGUCAUUAACCGAUGGUGGGGUCUGUGGAACACCCUCCCCUGGCCGGAUGACGUCAUCCACUAUCUCACCACUUACCUCAAUGGACAGGAUGAGCGAUCAAAAUUGAUGAGAAGGACAAUCCUGCGAUACGUGAACCUGGGGACUAUCUGCUGCAUGAGGUACUUUAGCAGUCGAGUCAAGAAACGAUUCCCAUCCAUGAGAAGCCUCGUCGAAGCAGGACUGAUGGAAGAAAGCGAACGUCGAAUGAUGGAAGUGAUGGGAGGGGAUUCAUCAGAUUCACUGCGGUCCAUGUUCUGGAUCCCGCACACGUGGGCGACGAGAAUCGCCCAUCAAGCCAGGGAGGAGAAUCGGAUCCAGAGCGACUUGGGUCUUCGAGGGAUAGUCGAUGCCGUGACUGCUGUUCGUCGGACGUGCGCCAUGUGUCAACAUGUGGAAUUCAUUGAAGUCCCGGUCGUCUACUCCCAGGUGGUGACAAUUGCAACUUACAGCUUCUAUUGUGCUUUGGUGCUCGGGAGCCAGUCCAUAGAUGGUGAUGACUCCGACAAAGAUGACAUCAAUGCCUACGCUCCCAUCACAUCCGUAUUCCUGUUGGUCUUGUAUGUCGGAUGGCUGAAAGUGGCCGAGUCUCUCAUCGAUCCAUACGGGGAAGAUGAUGCUGAUUUCGAGCUCAACUGGCUUUUUGAUCGUCACAUCAAAGUCACACACGUGUUGGGAGAGGGGAUGAAUACGAGUUUCAAGGAAUACACAUGGAAGGACAUGUUCCCUUGGCUCUAUGAUCAAACAUUGGCACCGAAAGCGAAACUGCUCCUCUUCGCUAACAUGAUGGACAAGGACAAGGAUAACAAGGUACCAGAGCUGGUGGAUGUGCCUAUUCCCAGGAGUGACCCAGACACAUUGAGGAUGACGACCCUUUUCCGAAUACUGAGAAUGAAUGACGCCCCUGGAGAUGGCCUCCAGAGCCGCCGUCGCUUCAAGUUCGAGGAUCAGCUCUCGCUUAUCGAAAAGGAGUGGGAAGAACUGUAACAUCUGUAUUUGCAUCUCUCCAUCUUUGAUCUCGCGUCCGAUUACGUCCCAUGCGAGGUACGACUCCAUAUUCACGAAACUCCCCGAUGGAUCAAGAAAUAUAACAUUCUUAAGAAGUUGGUGGUGUUACAUCUGUCGAAG
Messenger RNA from Darwinula stevensoni, 1485 nucleotides. NCBI's taxonomy places the organism in Eukaryota, Metazoa, Arthropoda, Ostracoda, Podocopida, Darwinulidae. The record is from the annotation of a GenBank genome assembly.